Messenger RNA from Onychomys torridus (southern grasshopper mouse), 1900 nucleotides. It is a transcript of the gene C1qb, whose product is annotated as complement C1q B chain. NCBI's taxonomy places the organism in Eukaryota, Metazoa, Chordata, Mammalia, Rodentia, Cricetidae. The record is from RefSeq and is a predicted model, not a curated record. Bases 110 to 1900 code for a protein of 596 amino acids. Gene Ontology annotation, molecular function: protein binding. The transcript is spliced from 8 exons.
CUGGGCAGUUCUUCUCUGUCCAUUCUGACACAGUGUCCUCCUGUCGGGGAGAACAGGACAUCUCUUUGAUUAGACCUGAAGUCCCCUACACCGUCAGCCCCUCCUCAGGAUGGAGGUAGGGCCCAGCUGCCAGCCCCAAUGUGGACUCUACCUGCUGCUGCUUCUGCUGGCUCUGCCACUCAGGAGCCAGGCCAGCACCAGCUGCUAUGGGAUCCCAGGGAUGCCAGGCCUGCCGGGGGCCCCUGGGAAGGAUGGACAUGAUGGAAUCCAAGGGCCCAAGGGUGAGCCAGGAAUCCCAGCCAUCCCUGGGACACGAGGACCCAAGGGUCAGAAGGGCGAGCCUGGCAUGCCUGGCCAUCGUGGAAAAAAUGGCCCCAUAGGGACCUUCGGGUUACCAGGGGAUCCAGGCCCCAGGGGACCUCCCGGGGAGCCAGGUGAGGAGGGCCGAUACAAACAGAAACAUCAAUCAGUGUUCACAGUCACCCGGCAGACUGCCCAGUACCCAGAGGCCAAUGGCCUGGUCAAGUUCAACUCUGUCGUCACCAACCCUCAGGGGGACUAUGACACCAGCACGGGCAAGUUCACCUGCAAAGUGCCCGGCCUGUACUACUUCGUCCACCACACAUCACAGACGGCCAACUUGUGCGUGCAGUUGCUCCUCAACAGGGUCAAGGUGACCAGCUUCUGCGACCACAUGUCCAACAGCAAGCAGGUCAGCUCAGGAGGAGUGCUCUUGCGGCUUCAGAAGGGCGAUGAGGUGUGGCUGGCCGUGAACGAUUACAAUGGCAUGGUGGGCACUGAGGGCUCUGACAGCGUCUUCUCAGGCUUCCUGCUGUUUCCCGAGACUAUGUGGGAAUCCUGUGAUGCCUACCUGGCAGUAGAGGCUCAUGAAAUGGGUAACGGCACGAGCCGAAGACUGAUCCCUCUCCAAGCUUCCAGUGGAGCUCAGUGCCCGUACCCUCUGGUGUGUUGGGCCUUGGGAGAGGACAAGGGAGGGCCCCUCCUGCCUCUAGGGACCCAUACUUCCGCUUUCUGUAGACAGGAGCAGGCUCUGGGCUUUGAGAACCCACUGCUGUCUGGCCUGGAGUAUCACAGGACAUCAGGACUCUGUAUUCAGGAGGCCUCAGAGGUUGAGCUGAUGAAGACGUGGUGGGACAAGGUCUCAACGCUACUGUUAUUGCUGCUCCUGGGCCUGCUCCAUGUCUCCUGGGCCCAAAGCAGCUGCAUAGGGCCCCCGGCCAUCCCUGGCAUCCCCGGCAUCCCUGGGGUUCCUGGCUCUGAUGGCCAACCUGGCACUCCUGGGAUAAAAGGGGACAAAGGGCUUCCUGGACUGGCUGGAGACCAUGGUGAGUUUGGAGAGAAAGGGGACCCAGGGAUCCCUGGGAUUCCAGGCAAAGUCGGCCCCAAGGGUCCUGUUGGCCCUAGAGGUGUUCCAGGGCCCCCUGGAGCCCCUGGUCCCAAAGGUGACUCAGGAGACUACAAGGCUACCCAGAAAGUAGCUUUCUCUGCUCUGAGGACCAUCAACACCCCCCUGAGACGGGACCAGACCAUCCGCUUUGAGAAGGUGAUCACCAAUGUGAAUGAGAACUAUGAGCCACGCAGUGGCAGGUUCACCUGCAGAGUGCCUGGCCUCUACUAUUUCACCUACCACGCCAGUUCCCGAGGGAACCUGUGCGUGAACCUCGUGCGUGGCCGGGAUCGGGAUCACAUGCAGAAGGUACUCACCUUCUGUGACUAUGCCCAGAACACCUUCCAGGUCACCACAGGUGGUGUAGUCUUGAAGCUGGAGCAAGGCGAGGUUGUUAACCUGCAGGCCACAGACAAGAACUCCCUGCUGGGUGUCGAGGGAGCCAACAGCAUCUUCACUGGCUUUCUGCUCUUCCCUGACAUGGAUGCAUGA